AAUGCCUUACAGAGGCAUGUCAUGGCUGCACUGUCGUUUAAUAGCUGCAUUAUCUGCUUUAGGGACAAAAGCCAUGUAAAUGUAGCAAAUAUUGUUAACAAGCAUACCAUAUAUCUACUUUGAAUGUUUGUGUUAUGAAAGAAGUGUGUUUCAAAAAGCCAUAUGGGGGUAUAGAGAUGUAGAGCUGCAGUCAUUUUUGCUAAAAUACCCUGCUACAAAAUUUCCUAUCUUACUCUUUUUCAAGGCUACCUGCCUUGCUUCCAUCCUCAAGACAUUAAGGAAAUUUUGUGGCCAUUGCAGCUUCUUAAGUGGCAUAUGCCACGUUGAUGAAUAAUCGUGGGCUGUUGAUAGUUUAAAUUUCUAGGUUAUUUUUUUUUUCUGCAUCAUUGUGCUUUUUUUUUUUUUCACAGGUGUGGCUUGAUCAUGGAGGUCUAGAUGAGGAGGUCUACAAAAUGGGGCCUUCUACUAGGGCUUUGCACACACUCCUCUUCCAUAGCGCACUUUCCUGAUACCACAAAAUGGUGCCUUAGUAAAGAAUUGAGCUCACUUUGCGAGGACCAUGGGUCUCAAGACAACUGAACGGCCACCAACACCUGGCUUCCUUGACUGUCCACCAAAGACUCUUGCUGAUGUGCUCAGCCCAUCUCCCGUCCUGGAGGGUAUGGACCGAAGUGGCUUGCCUCAAUCUUGCUGGUUUCAGAGGAGCUGCGGUGGUGGCAACGCCGGAACGCGGACUGCGUCGGCGUUUCCGGCGGCGGCGGUGCCCGACUCGAGGAGUCCUUCUGUCGACAAUGCCGGCAACUGCGGUCGCCGGUCCCGGGACGGGCGGCCUCGCGGGACCGGCGCUAGGGCCUCGCCCCGGCUCGCCUCCCCGACCGCCGAACGGCAUCUCGCCUCCCUGCUGCAGCAGCUACGUCGGGAACGUUCACAUCAUUUGAAUCACCUUCACCAGUGUCACAGGCUUGAGCUGUGGCAAGGUACAGAAAUCUGCAGCACUGACAAUAAGAGGCCUCCGUCACCAGGACUCCAGGUGUACAGUGACUAUGUGUCCAUCAGUCCAAGUGAAGGCAUGUCCACGCAUCACACUGGCAUCUUCAGGCAUGACAACAGGAGUGCGCAUGGUUUCCCAACUGGGACAUUCUCUACAACAAUAAACAUGGCGGAUUCUUCACAUUUUCUUCAUGGACAUUCACUGCCCCAAAGUCCAACAGGGGUUGACAUUCCGCUGAGGAAUGGCAUGGGCUUGUCUUCAGAAGAGCACAUGGCAGGACCUUUCUGCCAGGAAGAUUGGGCAGAUGACCAAGUUCUGUGGCGGAGCUUGCCGACCAGUGUGGGGGUGAGUGGUGCCGCAGAUGGCUCUCAUGGCUUUCCUGAGGAGGACUACAUGGCAGGGCCAACAUUUGGCACUGGGAUGAGUGCAAGCUACUAUGGGGGUCGGCGACCACACUCCCGUCAUCUAAGCUCGAAGGUGGAGAUGGUAUACUCUCUGCUGUCUAUGCUGGGAACACAUGACAAGGACGACCUGAGUCGGACGUUGCUCACUAUGUCAGGUUCCCAGGAAAGCUGUCUAGCUAUGAGACAGUCAGGCUGCCUACCUCUGCUUAUACAACUUCUGCAUGGCAGCAGCCAACAGCAGGAAGGAGACUCGCAGGAGAGCCAGACUGAACAGCGUCGAGUUGUGCGAGAACUUCGGCUACGGGCCAGCCAGGCACUGCAUAACGUCGUGCACGCCCACCCCGAUGACCGUCAAAGCCGCCGUGAGGCUCGAGUUCUGCGUCUCCUGGAGCAAAUUCGAGACUUCUGCGACUACCUGCACGACCUUGAGGCAUGCAUCACAGAGCCCAACCAGAAUGAAGCUGGUGACCAGCAUCCGGGAUCAGCUAUCGCAGCGCUCAUGAAGCUGUCCUUUGAUGAAGAACACAGGCAUGCCAUGUGCCAGCUUGGAGGUCUGCAAGCAAUAGCAGAGCUGAUCCAAGUGGACCAGACAAGCCAUGGUAACACAGCUGAGCCGAGCUGUGUGACAUUGCGACGAUACGCCGGCAUGGCACUGACAAACUUAACCUUUGGGGAUGGUACAAACAAGGCCUUGCUCUGCUCCAUGAAGGGCUUCAUGCGUGCCCUAGUCUCACAGCUGCACUCACCCAGUGAAGACCUACGUCAGGUGACAGCCAGCGUGUUGCGCAACCUGUCGUGGCGAGCUGACUCGACCAGCCGCGAGACCUUGAGGGAGGUGGGUGCUGUGCCCCUUCUCAUGGAAGCCUCAAUGGAGGCCCGCAAGGAGGCCACGCUCAAGAGCAUCCUCUCGGCUCUCUGGAACCUCUCUGCACAUUGCACUGCCAACAAGGUGGACAUCUGCAAUGUAGAAGGGGCCCUGGCAUUCCUCGUAGGUACUCUAACUUAUCGCAGCCCAUCCAAAACGCUGGCCGUCGUCGAGAAUGGGGGUGGCAUACUUCGCAAUGUGUCCAGCUAUGUUGCACUACAGGAACAGCACCGACAAACCCUGCGUGUUCACAGCUGCCUGCAGAUUCUCCUCAAGCAGCUCAAGUCUCCCAGCCUCACUGUGGUCAGCAAUGCGUGCGGCACACUCUGGAACUUGUCUGCACACUGUGCCCAAGAUCAGCGCACACUCUGGGAGAUGGGUGCUGUGUCAAUGCUGAGGAACCUUGUCCAUUCCAAGCACAAGAUGAUUGCCAUGGGUAGCUCGGCAGCUCUCAAGAAUCUCCUGACAGCUGCAACGGAGCUGAAGCUGGCCGACUGUGAUGGCUGCAACAACAACAAAGAUGACAAUGACAAUGAGAGCCUGCCGUCACUGGCUGUUCGGAAACGCAAGGCUCUGGAGACGGAGCUUGACGCUAGCUUGUCAGAAACGUGCGACAACAUCGACAGUCCCCGUGCCAGUCCCACGGGGGAGCCACGUUUCGGCUUCGACUUCCACCAGCCGGAUAUUUUGGAACGGUUUCACACUUAUCUUCCUGGGAGAAUGUAUCAUAGCAUCGGAGGCGAGAGGGACGUUCCACGGUCAGACAGCCGUGAUAGCAUCGGAAGCACACAGUCGGAGCCAACACACCUGAGGCCUCCACAGUCGGUGUUCUCCAGGCAGCGGCGCAGGGGCAGGCAGCUUUUGGAGCGAUAUGGGAGGGGUGGUGAUUUUGGCAACUUGAAUCUAGCACUUGUGAAUCCAUAUUUCCCUCAUCAUAGCUUAGAGGAAGAAGAUGCAGAAGCCUUGAAUGGAAACGACUUAGAAGAGCCCCUAAAUCAGACUUUAAGUGAUCGGAAUAGCUUAGUAAAGGGUCCCUUGUGGCGAGAUCCCAGUGAGUGUGCAAAGAAAAGGCUGGAUGACAGUCUUGAAGAGGAUGAUGAGGAGGAUGUUGAAGAUGGGGAUGAGGACGACUUGGAAGUAGAUGCCUGCAGAGACCACUCGGGUUCGGCUGGCCUGAGGCACUUGCAUGGAAUGAAGCCUCUGGAACGGAGUCGCCGGGAAGUUCAAGAGAUCCAGAGGAUCUUCGAAAGGGCACAGAGCCCGCAAACUUCACUGAGAGGCCUACAUGUCCAGUGUGCUAAUGACACAGUUAUUUUGACUGACCUGGGUAGCUUGGAAGACAUAUCAGACGUAGUUAUUUCAUCAGUGUCAAAGCAAGAACUUGAUGCUGAGGACAAAGAAGAGGAUGAGUGCCUGUCCGAUGAGGACCUUCUGUCUCCUCCUCUCCAAGGUGAUGAUGAAGAUGAGGCAGCCGAGGCAGAUCACAGUGAUGCUGCUCACACUGGUGCACCUCUUGGCCAGCAGACAAGUUUCACAGUCGGUGGCUCAAGCAAGGGCAGUGGGAUUCCCAUCAUGGCCAACUUCUCCAGACCUCUCAGAAAGGACGCAACAGUCACUACUUGGGCUUCACGGCCUUCAAGUAUCCCACAGAGGUCCACAAUGGGCCAGCCUAGUGCUGUGAAUGAAGGACCAGAUCAACAUUCCAGGACCGGAGCACAGUCCUCAGACUUAAUGGACACCACACCAGGCACUCCCGACACCCUGGAGCCGGCUUGUUCAGACUUAGGCACCACAGCAGUGUCGCAUGCACCGACUAGUGGGGAAGCAGGAGAACACCCAGGGGUAGUGCCAUCAUCGCAGAUGUUUUGUCAGCAACAACAGCAGACUGUGGCACCUAUGGUUAACAGAAAGCCAGCUGGCCACUGCUGUAGCUUCGCCCACUCUACACCGGCACCGUCCCUGCACGAGUACAUUUACGGCAAGAAGAGAGGCAGUGCCAAACCACCAGUGGCAGUGAAGCCACUGCAGUUGCAGCAACAGAGCAUGCCACGUCUGGAGCAGUUGGAGCAUUCUCAAGCUGACGUAGAGCAACCACUGGUGCCAGAAAGCGGUUCCAUUCCAUCGGUUACCAAAAUACCACAGUCAGGGAGACCUAGCCUUGUUGCAGCACCGAAGAUCUUUCGGACAAAUGCGAACCCUCCUGUGCUGCCUCAGGCUUUCACAGGCACGACAGGAAACUCCCAGGAUGCAUCUGACAGUAUGUGUCACUCUGAACCGGGACCUUCAACAUCAGGGACUUCAAUGGCAGACGAACCUGCCAUGUCCUUCAGGGAAAAAAUUGAGAGGUUCAACCAGGCCCCCAAAGACCCCUCUUGCAUCCGCCAGAGGCAUUUUGGUUAUCAAAACAAGACGAAAAAGACUGAAUGCAACCUUGGUAUGGCAAACUCUCGCACUCAGAAUGACAGAAACAUUCCCGAAGAGAAAGGUAAGAAGGAUGAGAGAGCUCAGGAAAAGUUUCGGCCUGAACCUGCUAAGUCAGAUAACGACUUGGAGAUGCUGAGUGCUGCAGAAUCGGGGUCCACAAGCCUUCUGGCAUCGUCCAGCACAAGCUCAUCAACAUUGAAGGCUCCUCCAUCAGCACAGCACAUUAAUCUUGGCACGAGCAGAGUGGUGGCUAGGCUUUUUGAUGAGGAAGUGCCGGCUAUAACACUCAACGCUGGUAACGCAGCUCUUGAGGCUCGAUCGGUGAGACCCGACGUUGACGACGAAAUGAUGCAAAGUACAACGAGUUUGAUGUCCGAUCUGGAAGGCGCAAAGCCACCUUCUGUCAUGGGGGACCUGCUAUCCAUGAGUAUGACGAGCAGCGGUCUUUCUGAAGACGUCUCAUCGAAUGGCAAGGGUGGGAAGGCACCGAAGCGCGGUCGUGUGCCGGAGACGGUGCGGCGCGCCCUGGGAGCAUCGAUGGAGUCACCUUUCAGCGACUGUGACCUCCUAGAUUACGUUGGACCACCUUCCGCCAUGGGUUCAAUCGAGAACCUUAGCAUUCGCAGCAGAAGUGGCCAGUCCGACGAUCUGAACAACGUCAACCCACCUUCCACGAUGGAUGAUCUCUCGAUGAGUGGCAGCUGCAUGAGCCUUAACAGUAUACCCAGUGACGAUGAAGCAAACAGUCAGUCCAGUCCACUCGUGCCUGAGCCCAGCCCACGAAGAAUGUCUAAGCGUGGCAGUGACAUGUCAGAUCGACUCAAUGCAGCAGCCAACAUGGCGCAAGUGUACUCCCGUGAGCUCAACUCACUCGUAAAUGGCAGCAUGAAAAGCAGCAGUGGCACUUCAGAGAUGCUUGAGCACGUGCAACCUCCCUCCGUCUACCAGGAUAUGAACGAGGUGACGUUCGAGGACAUGACAGAAAUGGGCUCGGAUGGCUUUGCAUCUGACGUUGAAUUUGAUGACGAGCUGAUGCAUGACGACGAUGUCCCGCUGACAUCGACAACUGAGACACUGCGGCCUCCAGCUGUCGCCUUGUUGCAGAAGGAAGAGCAGUUUGGAGACAGCACGGAAAACUUGGCCAGCACAUCAGCAGACAUAGAACCCUUGGAAUCUGAUGAACACUUUUCAUCGCCGGCCCAUCAUAGUUCUUCCUUAAGUCACGGCAGCCCGUCUAGAAGAAUCGACUGCCCAAGUAUUGAUGUCGAUCGACCUUCAUUGCUUGGAAUGCCGGUCAAGCAAGCUAGGGAAAGGUUCUACGACGUCUUUUGCCAUAGGAAAGGCGAUGACACCAUUGAUGACGAAACCUUCUCGCUGAUAUCGAAUAAUUCUGACCAGGAUAACAUAGAGGAUGCCACCCAGCCGGAGUUGCAGGAGAAGGCAGAAUCCACAUUAAGGCCUCCCUCAUCUAGAGGGCCGCGAAUUGUGAAGCCAAUAAACAGGGAGACAAUACGGCAACUGCAGGACAAGAAAGAACAGGAGAGAGCCGGGUCGUCUCCACCGGUUGUGCGCAGGCGAGAAUCACUGCCUUCCAAGGUUGGUGCCAAACGUACCAGUUCGCCAAAGCAGUCCACGUCUUCAAACCCUUCCCCUAUCAAGCACACGAAAGCUUCAGCGCUCAGAGCUUCACAAAAUCAGAGGUCCUCGUCCGAAGGAUCGCGACAAGCGAAAAGUACAUCUCCACAGCGGUUUGUGCGUACAGCUCCCAGCUCACCGGGUAAAACAUUGAGUGAAAGGCCAGGACUUCGAGCGCCGAGAGUCCAGACCAGGACCACUACCACAAGUGCAACAAAUUCACAGAUUCACAGGCCUACUGGACGGCCAAAGAGCUUGGAACAAGACGUUAGGACAACAGUUGCGACUGACUCUCCAGAGCCUUCACUGGUACCUCCACCACUGGUUAGGCAGGGCACUUUUACCAAGGAGUCUCCCACCGAUCCCACGGCAUCAGUCACAGCAGGCCCAGAUCCAAAACCAUGCAAAUCUAUUGCACAGGAUGUGGGUUCUGCUGGUAGUGGCCGAUCAAGCACUCACAGCAGUCCUCAGCACUCAUCACGAAGACCGGCAAAGAGCGCAUCCACGCCGAGUGUUCCGGCAAACAGCAGCCGUUCGUCUUCGAGUGGUGGCGCGGUGCAGAAGAGGAGGACGAUCCCGCUGUCACCGAGCUCACAUAGCCUUGGCUGUGACGAAAAAAAGGGGCCUUACGUGCGAAGUCUCAGCAGCGGGGGCUUUCUGGCUGCCAGUGCACAGGUUCAGAAAUCUGGAAGUGCUGCCAGUCUGACUUCGCAGUCGAGCUCUGGCAGUGUUGUGUUGCCCCGUGGCAGGGCACCGGCUCCACCCAGGAAGGACACUGUUCCAGGCAAGCUCUCAUCUCUGUGGAAGCGCAAAGGCUCCUCUCCGCCAGCUAGCACCGUGGCUGUGAAUUCCGCAAAGCCUAGCAUCAGAGCAGCGGCUAAAUCUGAAAGCUGCAAGACCACAGGACGCGGGGAGCUGAAUGGUCUUUCUGUCACCAACAAAAACCAACAACAGCCCAUGAUCUGCAGGAGUUCUACUUAUGAGAAGCUUACGGAUGUUGGUGUUGAUGCAGAUGGCGACCGGGAGUCUUCUUCAAAAGCUCGCUCGAAGACGGCAAACUCCACACAGCAACAGCAACAGAACCUCAACCGGUCCUCCGUGCCUCCAGCGCAGCCCGCGAAGGCCGUCCGACCGACCAAUUUCUGGAAGAAGCUGGCUGAGCCAUCCUCGUCACCGGCUUCGUCAUCGCAGUCUUCAGUGAAGACAGUUACAAGCUUUGCUGCAAGCACUAAGCGUGUGUUUGGCGCCAACCGAAAGAUCUCGGAUGCCUCAUCAAGUCCCGUGGUCUCUCCUUCCUUGCUGCCUUCUGGUAAGGAGAGUUGCAGACCCACGGUCCUUGCCCUCAGGCUUAACAGCCCCAUAGCACCAGCGUCCCCUUUGCAGCAGCAACUGCAUCCACCCUUGCUUCACAGUCCAAUGAGCCAGCCGGGCGCCACGGCUUUGUCGCCCACUGCUGACUCCAAGGGCUCAUCGCCGGCGUCAGCCGUGGUGUCGCCAUUCAACUACAAGCCCAGGACGCCCACCACACCCGGAGGCACGCGCUCCCUAAUCCCAGCUCCCGUCAAACUGGCUGGCACCCCACGGUGUUCCGGUGAACAGGAGCUGCAGGUCAAGUAGGCGUUGUGCUGUCCUCAAGCAGAUCACAGACAGGUGUUGCAUCAAUGAAGCAUUGAGGGCUGAAGUGCGCUGUGUGGUGCUGUGGCUGAAAGCGUGCAUCAUAGGCAUUCGUUUGCUUGUGCAUGGACGGUGUACUUGUGGAGGAUGUUUAUUUGAAUCAUGUGGUCACAUGGGGAAUCCCUUGAGAAAUGCUUGCUUGAGAACAGCUUUGUCGUGAAUGGCUUUGUUUAUGUGACGCUUCGCCACCUUUUCUCAGCGGUUUGGAAAGACCCGGUGAAUAAUGUAAAUCUGUUUCUCCCAACUUUUCUUAGGAUAUGAGUAAAAGCCGUGCCAACCCUUCUUUAUUCUUUUGCAACUCUGCACCACGCUGAAAUUCUCAGAUUACAACACAAACCUAGAAGUGUUAAAAUCAACGCUUAUAUUUCCUUACUUACUUCCAUAACUUUUAGACUUAUAUUGUUCAAGCUGCUCACUGUGGCGGGUGUUGUGCGCUAUGCACUGUGCAGUCAUUAUAGUUGCUGUCUGUUUAUGAUAUCCUUUGCUGACAGAUCAUACAUGCUUAUUUGUCGGCCACUUGAGAUCUUUGCGUCAAAAGGAAUGGUACGUCAAACUCUCGCUGCAGAGUACAUUGUGUUAAAAGAGAUAGAAAAAGAAAUUGUGAUUGAAAGGUUUCAACGUUUUGCCAGGGUGACCCCCAGACACUUUGAUGCAUUCUAUAAAAGGUGAACUGUGCACAGCAGAAUGGAAACACGGUUACUUUCGGUCAAGGUCAUGUUUGAACGCCACCAGCGACGCCAAAGAGGAGAGGGAAUGAAAUAUACUUGUCCAUUCAACAUGGUCCGUACUUUAAUUUCGUGCACUGUGAGCAUAUGUGAAACCGAAUGUGUAUUCGUUCCAUCCUUGUAAGCAAUUAGUUGACCGUCUAUAAUAGUUAGCUGAGCGAUCACGUCUGUCAAAUUUUCCAGAUCAACCGCCCAAGUAAACAAACGCAAACUGCUGUAGCACUGAAGGCACAUAACAGUUCAUUGGGUCGGAAGACCGCCAAACUACUCAUAACUCUCGGAGACAACCAUUCAGUUAAUGAAAUGCAACUUUGCCACAUGGUGGAUGACAAUUAAACUUCACGGAGCAUUGCUAGGACGCCUAAAAUGCAUAUGUGCAGUUUGUUUAUGCUCCUAUGAACGAUGGAAUCGGAAGACUUGUUGCUUCUGAAAAGUGUUCUGCUCACCAUGCCCUGUUCGUGCACACGCCACAGGUCACACAUCUUUAUUCAUUCUUGUCUUUCACUGCCAGUAUGGCUGACUGCCUUCUUGACCAUCUGGAGGAAUCCGCUACAGUGGUCAUCGCUGGUAUACAGUCUUGGCAGAAACUUUUCAAGCCAGUACUCGCUUUAUGACUGUGCAUAAAAAAAAAAUACAAGAUAAAAUAAAAAAGAAAGAAAGGAAAAAUAAAACAUUUGUCCCAUAGCACACAUGCUUGCAUCCAUAUAAUCAUAUGGAUUUGUUGGAUGUCGCGGUGCUUCUGGGCCGAAAUUACCCCAAGGCACUCUGCUAUGGUGGCUAAGAUAUAUUACCACGAUGGGUGUGAGGGGGUAUAUUUAUAAAUUUUUACAGACUGAAGCUGCGAGUGACCUGCAUUGAAUUUCUGUUGCUUCAAAGCUUUAUAUAUUGAGAAGAAACCCUCUUGCUUCCGAAACCUCGAAACAACAGGAAUAUUAUGUGAGCCCUGCCGCAGGGUGUGUGCUUGUGCAAAGGCUUCAACAUUUGUUUUGCAAUGGCUGCAUCGAACGUGACUGUAUUAUGGUGAGCACAACCGUUCCCAGCAUCGCCUCGCUUCAAGCAUACUGAUGUCGGGGGAUUAAUUCAACGGUAAUUAGCCAAGCGAACUAAGGUAAACACGGCCCAAUGAGUUAUUUAAAGGGCAGGUGUAAGUGGCAAGUCAUCAUCACGAAAGCUUUCAGCUAAUGUUAUAUGUAAUUGCUGUUUCCCUGUUACUUUGGUACCAAGGCACAGCAGCGGAAACAAAUAAUUGGUGGUACCAUCUUGUGAUGCUUUGUGCGACCAAAAUAUGUCAGAAACUUGCAGCACUUUUAUUUCCUAGAAAUGUUCAGAAAUGGCUUAGAUAGCUGCCGAAUCCUUACAUGCCAGCAGGUGAGCACAACAUGGGCACAUAUUGCAGCAAGAGGUUUGUGCACUUUGGUUGAACAAAGCCUCACAAGAUGUAGCGAUUUCUAGUGCCGUUUUGGUGUCAUGGUAAAUCAUUAGUGGCAACAUGUGCUUGCGCAAAGGAGUGAUUUUCUAUUCCUUCCUGGGAAAAUGCACUGUCCUUGAUCUGGUACCAGAUUUAAGCAUGCAUCAUUGUCCUGCCACUGUUUAAUGUUUUGUUGCAAAGCAGUAAAAACAGGAAUUUGUUGUUUCCCGUUCAUUUUUACGGCAUUAUGUUUACUUGGAGACGUCUGCUGUAGAUAUCACCGAGAUAAUCUUUAGACAGAGGUAUUUAUUAGGGGUGUUGUAUGUGAAUCAGCCACUUCUGCAUUUCCUACAUCCUCAUUUUUGCAGUGUUUUUGAUGAGUAUGUACCAUGUGUCUCGUCGUAGCAGCUAUAUAUGUGUAACAUUGUUAUGCGAUCAUUAAUUGUACAUUUAUUUAACAUUGUGAGGUUUUAUUCUCUCAAGCAGCUUAUGUAACAAUAUUUGUGGUCCCUGUAAAGUAACAGCUACACUUGGUACUGACUUUCUGUUGAUACAAAGUGGGCGCUUGAUGUUCUGCUAGGAUUUUAAACAAAACUUUUGGAAUCUAGUCAAUGCACUAUGAGCUUCCGUGCAGCCAUGUAACCUUAUGGAGCAGUCUGUAUCGAUGGACGCAUUAAUUUCGUUUGAUGCGUUUAGAGAUGUCUUCGUCUCGCAUCUGUGCCAUUUUUGUUUUCGUGCGUUGUGCGCUUGACCACUUUUUCAUGCUUUCUAUUAGAUUGUUGCUGCAGCUUUGUCCGUUAACAGUGCUUUAUCCCACGUAAGAGCUCAUUUCUGCUCGUAACUAUAUAGUCUGAAAUUUUAAUCGUCUGUAUACAUACAACUUACUUGCUGUUGUCACGUGCGCAACAUUCAGUCGUGUAGUUUUACUACAGCCAUGGAUAGGAAGUUUGAGCGUAGCAUAUAAUGUAAUGAAGUGUACAGACGCAGCUCCUAGUAUACCUUGAUGCCAAACUUUUGUAAGACAAAUAGGCAAAGUGUUUUGCUAGGUUUUACACAUAUUUGAGAUGGUGUCUUCUUAUCUGCUUCAUUGUUGUGACAUCCCUGCUUUUUGUUUCUUUGCUUUUAUUUGUUCAAGUGCAGCAGUUGCUGUAUGCUGUGUACGCACUAUUGCAGUGCUUCAUCGGUAAACACGACAGUUCACUCGUGAGCUGUACAUUUUCGCAUGUUGUACGAGUGCUAAUGCACUGUAGUUUGUACAUACUGUACAAAUAGACUGACCGUUUUGCUUUCAACUAUAGAUAUGAAUACUAAUCAUUCUUGCAUGUGCAUUGCGAUGUGUUCCUGUGUUAGUUUCCUCUUACUUCUGGCGUUAGAGAUGUUUCUUGCGCACUGAAUAUUACGUUCAGUGUAUCCCUCUUUCUGGAAUGCCGCCUGCUCAUGUUACAACAAAGGGGUUCUGUUGCUAAAACGGCACAAUGUGUCAGUCAUAAUUGCACAUUACAUUGAGAAAGUGUGUGUGAGUGGAGUACAAAUGAAAGGUUAUGAAGUUAUCCAAACAUAAAAUAAAAGAAACCCCAGUCAUCAAAA
Molecule: messenger RNA, 11713 nt
Organism: Dermacentor andersoni
Lineage: Eukaryota; Metazoa; Arthropoda; Arachnida; Ixodida; Ixodidae
Biological process (GO): negative regulation of canonical Wnt signaling pathway; nervous system development; negative regulation of microtubule depolymerization
Cellular component (GO): cytoplasmic microtubule; catenin complex; beta-catenin destruction complex
Molecular function (GO): gamma-catenin binding; microtubule binding; beta-catenin binding
Source: RefSeq, a predicted model, not a curated record